CGGAAAAGCUAUAAGAAAGGAUGGAAAACGGGGCGCAGGUUUUGUAUUGGAGAGGAAAGUGUUGAGAUAAACGCUGUGGUGUAAAUGAGGAUGAACGGUGUGCGCGGUGGAAAAGCUGCAGGUGUUCCACAGCUCAAGCAGCAGUCAAAGUGCUCCCACGCUGGUUGCGGAGCCACUUUCUCCAAGAACAUCAGGUUGCAGGAGCACGAAGCUGCUCACGCAGGAAAGCAUCCAUGGCGGUGCACAGUGAGUGGCUGCGAGGGGAAAUUCGCCCGGAAGUCACGCCUGAGCCGCCACAUACUUCAGCACGACGGCGUCAAACAAUUCAAGUGCACAUUUGCAACCUGCACCAAAAGCUUCUUCCAUGAAAACAAGCUGAAGAGACACAUGUGCUAUGCCCACGGCGAGAAAGAAAAGUACUUCAAGUGCACUCAGUCUGGAUGCUCCUUGACCUUCAAGAAGAGACGCCUCUUCAAACUGCACCAGCAGGAGCACGGCGUGGCUCCCAAGUUCAAGUGUCCAAAGGAAGACUGCGGCGCUGUGUUCGACACCCAUGUGGCCCGCAAAGCACACCAGAAGAAGCACGCAGGUUACCGCUGCCUGGAUGCAAACUGCCAAGCGGUUGAGUCCACGUGGGUCAAGCUCCAGAAGCACAUGGUCAAACAUCCAGCCGCUUUUACCUGCAAAGUCUGCAAGAAAGUCUUUAAGAGGGCGCAUACGCUGCGGCGCCACAAGUGGGUCCACGCCUCCCACAAGCCGGUGCUGGUUUGCCCACGCGAGAGCUGCCAGGCCUACUUCUCUACCACCUUUAACCUGCAGCAUCACAUCCGCAAGGUGCACCUGGGACUCCUGAAGUACACGUGCUCCUUCCCAGACUGCCCUCGCGCCUUCGCUAUGCGGGAGAGUAUGAGCAGACAUCUGCGUCGUCACGACCCCGGUGCCAUCAGACAGAAGACGCGUACCCGUCCCAGGAAGUCGUGGCAGAAGCGCCUGGACGGCCACCACCUCCCCCUGGUGGAGGACAACCUCAACCGGCUCUUUGCGCUGCGCAUGCACAUUUCCCGCCGCGCCAAAGUGGAGGUCAACCUGUCGGGCCUCUUCAACGAGCGUAAGAUCCCGCAUUACGUGGACCCCGAGGUCAACCUGCGCGACCUCUUCAGCAUGAAAAAGCCUCUACUGCCUGUCAGUGAAGUGGCGCCACUCAAGUGUUAAGUUAAUUUGGACUUUCUCGAGAAAAUAUUGGGUCUCUUUGGUUGAAUUUUCCUAAUGUAGCUGCCCUACAUUGACCUUUUGUCAUUUAAUAAUUCAGAAUGUUAAAUUCUUGAAGCAUCUUAUUUUGAAAGGACUUGUUCACCCAAUAAAAUGUUCAUUUUUGCGCA
Messenger RNA from Doryrhamphus excisus (bluestripe pipefish), 1379 nucleotides. It is a transcript of the gene 42sp43, whose product is annotated as P43 5S RNA-binding protein. Lineage: Eukaryota; Metazoa; Chordata; Actinopteri; Syngnathiformes; Syngnathidae. Gene Ontology annotation, cellular component: nucleus. The record is from RefSeq and is a predicted model, not a curated record.